Scatophagus argus is the source of this 5760-nucleotide messenger RNA. RefSeq names its product zinc finger protein 512 (gene znf512). The coding region runs from base 362 to 3100 and encodes 912 amino acids. The record is from RefSeq and is a predicted model, not a curated record. Gene Ontology annotation, molecular function: zinc ion binding. Lineage: Eukaryota; Metazoa; Chordata; Actinopteri; Scatophagidae. The transcript has 16 exons.
GCAGAUGCGGGUCUUAUUUGUUCUCUCCGGCAGGAGGGCGUUCCGCUGGAGAACAUACAAACACACAGUGCUGAAUUAUGCCGGUGUUCGUGUGCAACGGCCCACAUUCGGAUGCUGUCUGAGCUAAGGGUCCGUCUCGGUGUCUGAACACCCGGAUCGGGCCUUCCUUGAUGUUAGCCUUCCUGGUGGUUAUCACUGCCGGGGGAAAGGCGACAGAGGAGGCCAGGCUCGAAGACAUGGAGGCUAACCGUCCUUGCAGAGGGAGUGAGCUGUAGGACGGAGCCAGAGUGAAUCCCUGACGUUUGUCCUCCACCUCCUGUGCUUUCAGUGGUGGCCUCUGCAGGGUUUUGGCACUCGUAGGAUGGACCCUGCACACAGUGGAGGGGAUAUGUCGCCUCUGUAUGUGCCAAGAAAGAGAAAGUCUGCACAGUCACAAGCUAAAAGUGCAGUGCCAUGUCCAGUGGUUCAGCGAAUGCCAGGAAGAACCUGUGAAUUAAAUGCAGAUGGAUAUCCCAAGAAUGACGAGUCUCAGUCCCAAGAUGCUCUAAAGAUGAAAAGAACCUGUGGUAGAAAAAGGUAUGAGGACCUCCAGAGUGUUUCCAUAGGAACGUUGGAUUACCCAACCAGCAGCUGCUCAGUCAUGUCAUCAGGUGGCCUGGCCAAUGGGGCAGACCCGGGGUCCGUGGCCCCGCCUACUGCAAGGGUGCCACCAAGACUAGUGGAGAAGGAUGUGUGGCUUCAAGGCCCGGAGGCCAACAGGGAGCAGUCCCAGCCUCAGGACCAGAGCUGGAGCUCCAGCAGGGACAGAGGCCCCGACGCCUGGGCCCCUGCUAGAGACCGACCACAGGAGCAGGUGUGGAACUCUGGCAGAGACCGAGCGGGACACUCCAGUCAAGACCAGGCAUGGAUUCCAGGCAGGGACAGGGUCCAUGCCGGGCAGGAACAGGGCUGGAUGACAGGUCGGGGACGAGGCCCUGAGCAGGGCUGGGCAGCUGGCAGAGACCGAGGCCAGGACCAGGCCUGGAACUCAGGCGGGGAUCCAGGAGGAGGCCGGGCCUCCUCAGGGCCAGAGCAGGCGUGGGGAAGUGGUGGAAGCCAAGACCAAGCCUGGAGCAACACGAGCAGAGACAGAGGACAUGUCUGGAGACCUGACCUGAACAUGAAGAAAGUCCAGAGAGUUGAGAUGGAGCAAAGCCUGACUGUUAAUGACUUUCCACAGCCACCAGAGGGCAGAGACUCCUGUUCAGAUGGAAACAGUGUUGGUGAGGCGUCGACGGCCCAGCUGAGUGAGGAGCAGAAACCCCACAUCCCCUCCACCAGGAAGGAGCCUCCUUCUUACCCUCCAGGAAGUCAAGAGGAGCGUUGGCAGCUGCAGAUCGUGGCCAAAGGCAGAGUCACCUGCCCAAAGUGUAAAAGUGUGAGCAGGAAGACGGUGGAGGGGCUGAAGAAACACAUGGAGAACUGCCGGCUGCAACCGUUUACCUGUCAGCACUGUGGGAAGCAGCUGAAGUCUUCAACAGGGAUGAAGUAUCACAUCAUGGCUGACCACAGCCAUCUGCCCUCAUCAGACGACGCCAAGGACCUGGAUGAUCGGGUCAUCAAAGACAAGCUGCGUAAAAUCCUGAAGAGACUGGGCAAAUUAAAAUGCUCCAAAGAGGGCUGUAACGCUGCCUUCACCAGCAUCAUGGGCUACGUGUACCACAUGAAGAAGUGUGGGAAGGAGGAGUCCGAGCUCGAGAAGAUGCUGCUGAACUGCUCGCACUGUGGGAAAACCUACAAGUCCAAAGCCGGUCUGGAGUACCACCUGAAAUCAGAGCAUGCCCCCACGCCUCAGAAGAGCGAGGAAGACGAGGCACUGAAGGCCCAGAGGGAGGCCAACCCGGAGAGGACGGCCAGCGGCAGGGUGCAGCGAGCAUCAGCCCAGGUGGCCAACUUCCACCUGGCUGAGAUCGCCAACAACGAGCUGCCCAAAGACUGGCCCAAGAGGAAGUUUCAGUCGGACCUGGUGCCAGACGACAAAAAGUUGAAGUACGCCCGACCAGGUCUGCCUGCCUUCAGCCAAGAGGUGCUGAGGAAGUGGAAGAAUGAGGUGAAGCUGCAGAGGAAAGUCCAGUGUCCCAACCAGGGUUGUGGCUGCACCUACACCAGCGUGUCAGGACUGAAGGCUCAUCUGGGACUCUGCACGAGGGGUGACUUUGAGGCUGGAAAAUACAGAUGUCUGAUCUGCAAUAAAGAGUUCAACUCUGAAAGUGGAGUGAAAUAUCACAUCAACUCCGUCCACUCGCAGGACUGGUUUGUGACCAACAAAAAGGCCUCCAAGAAGUUUGAGAAGUUCCUGAAAAACCAGCCCAAGGAGUUUGUUCAUAACGUGGACAAGCAGAUCGUGGAUCAGUAUCAUCACAAUCACCUCCAGCAUCAUCAUCAUCAUCAUCAUCAGCAGCAGCAGCAGCAGCAGCAGCAGCACCAGCAGCAGCAGCAGCACCACCACCACCACCACCACCACCACCACCAUCAGCAGCAGCAUCAUCAGCUCCAGCACCAACCCCUGCAGCACCCUCUGCAACCGCUGCAUCACCUCCAGCACCAACCGCAGUACCUCCAUCCAGAGCACCAGAACCUUCCUCCACAGAUGGACACCCAGCUCCAGCAGCCGAUGCUCCACUACACGCCCUUAGAGCCUCCGCCCGCACCGAUGUGGGUGGAUAUGGACCGGAGAGGAGCAGUGCCGGAGCCGGAGCAGGCCCCCAUCGAGAUGGACAAGGACGAUCUGGAUGAGCCUGGAGAGGACAGCAGUGGGAUGGUGGGGGAGAAAAGGAGAGAGAAGGGGGAGAGAGGAGGGGAGAGGGGGAAGGCAGAUGGGAAGCAGAAGGAAUGCUUUGCUUUCAGCGGUGGUGGUGGUGGUGGUAGUGGUGUUGGUGGGGGCAGCAGCAGCACCAGCAGCAGCAGCAGCAGUAGCAGCAGCAAUACUGGCAGCUCAUCCGGCGAAUCAGAGGUGGAGCAGCAGGACAGGCAGAGACAGAUGGACCAGUGGAACCUGAAACGGCCGGGCAUCAUGGACAGCAUCCACCCUGAUGCUGGCAAGCGGCAGAGGAACACUUAAAAAGACCCGAAAUCUGCACCUGAAAGUGACACGUAGCCUAACAGCCGUCGUGCGUCCGAGCGGACUUUAACACAGGUAGAAAAAGAUGGCAGCGGGUGUCUGUCCCUGCUUUACUAGUUGCGGCAAUGUGACCUAGAAGAAAAGUGUGUGUGGUGGGAAGGCAGCCGAUGAUGACAGAGCUGCAACUUGGAACUUUUGGUGAGAAAGCUUUUAGCUGGUGAUGGAGGCCUUCAAAUGAAGCUCUCUGAGAUGGUUGUCGUUGUAUAGAGAAGUGUAAGUAUCCUGUUCAUCUGUGUGUUUAUCUGUGACGGAUUCUUUUCACUACUUUAAAUGUGUCUUAUUCCUUUAGAACGUUUGAUAAACCUUCUUGUCUUUCAUGUUUAUCUUAAAGAGAAACACUAACUUUAACCCAAAGGGAGGACACUACAGUAUUUUGUUAGACUUGUGUAGUCUCUCUCUCUUUUGUGCCUCUUGAGUAUGAUCUGUGUAACUUCAUACUGCUCAUCAUGACUUUCACGUUCAACUGAUUGGCCUUUUCUUUGCUGAAUAACGUUGGUGUUGAGAUGCGAUUCGAAAAGAGGAUCAGUCUGAGAUUGACUACAUUCAUUUCUUUGACUGAUCUUUCUCUGUAGUCUCUUAGAAGUUGUCAAGAUGUGUGAAUCUUUGAAGCGAAGUAACUGAAGAAGUCCAGACUCUAAACUCAAGGUUCCUCAGCAGAUAGAUCGGGCUGUUUGUGGAACAAUCUGGUGAUAAGUUACAGAGCUUAUGAUUCAGUAUACUGUGUUAUGUUGCUAUACUGAAAGCAAGGUGAUGUAUUGUUUCAUAGGCCCGCUGUUCUCUGUGUUUACAUAUGCGAUUGGGGCUUAACUUCUUCCUGUCUCAGUAGAUACUCACGCAAAGCGAACCUUUUAGGGAAGAUGUUUUUUGUCAAACUGUUUGUCCUUUUCUUAAAAAUGAAACUUUUAUGUGUGAUUUUUUUAAAAAUCCGUUUUAAACACUGUUAUUGUUCACCAAACUAAGCAAGCACAGAAAUUUGAUUGGGAUCAUAAAACAGCUGCCAGUAAACGUCAGCAGGUUGUUGAGCGAAUGAUGGCAGUAACUGAUGAAGGAAAAAUAAUAUACCCAGAACUCAACAUGGAGGGCAGAUGUUUUUCUGUUCUCUUCUGUCUUCUACAACGACAGACAUGUUUCUGUCAGUGUGGCAGAAUAUUUAACCGGUAGCAUGUAGCCUAAUGCUUAUGUACUCUGCAUUUUGUAUCUGCUAUGGUGGCAUACGGUUGUGGAUGGCCGUCAGUCUUUUGUUUGUGAGAUUAUUUUGUAUAUUUUUUUUCUUUUUUGCAUUUCUGAAUGAAUUUGGUUGCCCGCCCCCCCAUGUGCACUUCUGUUAAGCCAGUUUUCCUUCUGAAAAAAAAAAUUGGUCUUGAAUUGAAAAUUUUAGUAAUAUUUACAGCAUGUAAUGUUUCUGUUUGAAGUGCUUCAUCCCUCACAUGCCUUUUGGAAAAAAGAAUGAAAAACAAGAGUAAAACCUCUCCGAGCAUGGGUCACUGGAGCCUGGAACUCACAGGACACAAAGCAAACAUUAGAGGAACGUCUCAGAAUGAAGCUGAUUUUGGCGGAGCGUUUUUAUUUUGUUUGCUUUCCUUUUGAUUAACGUCUUCACGCUGUUGAAGCUUCACUCGAAGCCUCGUCGCUGCUGAAAUACUUCCCACGUCCGCUUACGCCCGUGACCAAAUCUUCAUCACCACGCGUGCACUUUGAACCGUCCGAUGGCCCAGCGGAAGGCGGUUUAUAAAGCAGCCCAGCAAACCUCGUCCCUUAUCACUGAGAGUCUUACUGUUAGAGUGAAGCUUUGCUCACAAUCAAACUUAAACUCAUAUUUCAUAGGAUAAAGGAUUAACUGUCACUAGCAGCUCGUCUUCCAGCUCUCACUUUACUCACAGCAGCAUCUCUUCAUCCUAAUGCUGGAGCUUAGUUCUGUAAUCCAGAUUUAGCCACACUAGGAAGGCCAUAGCGUCAUGUUUUUUGUAUUUUGGUGCCAACAGAGGAGUAUGCAAUAGAACCAGAAGAGUUUUAUCAGUGGUCAUAACUACGACGUCCUCACCAGAGAGGACAAGUGAAAGGCAUCAGAUGUUUUCUCCAAAGUUUUGAGAGGCAGAAAUGUUCCGUUUUGAUCCGCAAACCCACGAGCCCCUGCAGAUGCUGUGUAGCAGUUGGUCCUGACCUCCUGAAGUAGAUCGAGGUCUUUAGGAAACGUUUUGGUCCAGUGGUCGAACUGGAUGUGCUGCGGGAAAGGGAAGCUGUGUCGUUAGCAGUAAGCUCCAGAAGGAAGAGAGUGAAAAUCUGUGGUCAUGUCUUGUGCCCACGUCAUCGCCAUCCAUACAGAAAAUCCUCUCAGUGCAUGUGACCGAGGCCAGAUUUAAAUUAAAAGCUCAGUUUGUAGUCUUGUAACAUUUGUAACCACAUAAAGAAAGCACUUAACGCUUCCAUUUGGUGGGACAUCAUUUCUACUCAAGUGAGAAUAGUUAUGGCCUCAGCCAACCCUGCAUUAAGAAUCUGUACAUUUAAUAUGUUAUUACUUGUUUUUUAGAAGUUAUGUGCUGCUAUUUGAUAGUACCAGCAGUGUUAUAACCACAGAUAAUUAAAAGUUUAAUUCAUGGUCC